UGUCAGAUCUUUGCUUUUCUAGAUACGUUAUUAUCAGUUUUAUAAUGAUAUUCAACGUUGUUAAAUGUACAACUAACACAAAUGUGUACGAAAGGACAAGUAAUAUCUUUGUACAAAACACGUUUUCAUCUGUUACAACUUCAUCAAAAGUUGCAUGCUGCAGUUACUGUGACCAGUUGUCCGAUUGUAAGACUGUAAAUUACAAGAAGACGUCAAGGGAAUGUAAGUUGUCAAGGGAACCAUUAGUUGCUGUUAGCGUAAAUGGACAGACAGAUGCAGACUGGAAUGCAUACAGUAAAGAUGAAUGGAUGUUGGUAUUUCGAGCUACACCUGGUGUUGGUGGUGACGUUUUUACUGCAUGGACCGAUGGUACUUCCGUAACAACUGAUGAUGUCACAUGCAUGACAACAGAUGUCACUUCCUGUAGUCAACAUUAUCGCAACCCUAUAGUAGAUUCAUGGACAACAAUCGGAAUGUCACAGGUUAAGUUCGCUUUCUAUAAAAACAACAUCGAAAAAGCUUACAUCAUAUUCAAUGCGACUGGAAGUGACGUCACAAACUGGUUUAUUCAAACCAGAAUUACUGAAUCGUCAUGGUCGACAAUAGCAUCAGACUCUUUUAAUUACUUUUCUAUAGAAGGACACGCCCCAAGCAGGAGAUUUUUCAUUAACCGUAACUAUGGAGGAUGCCCGUACGACACCGCGUAUGCCGCGGUGAUCAUAUUCAAAGGUUUUGUUUGUUCACAUGAUGAUCAAGAUAGCUACCCCCAAUUUCUGUAUGCAGAUUCAGCAACAUUUGGAUACCCUGAUUCAAUGACAGGAAUGGAUAGAGCAGAUGUGAUGGCCAUAUUCAUUAAGUAGACUUUUCAUCACGACGGAGUUGUGCCGAAGAUCCCAAGCAAAUCCAAAUUCUUGUGAGUGUCGUUCCCAAUGAAUUUAGGCACCAAUGAUCCAAAGCAUAUCAUACGAUAUAGGUAAACUUAUUCGACCAUAUUUAGGGCGAAACAGUUGAAGCAAGAACAAAAGGCGUUGUUGGAUUGUGACAAAGUUAUGGGAGGCGGCGGAGCAGAUGGUGUUGAAGGUAUGGCUGUAUUGUUUCAAUGCUACUAGAUAAUUCUGCAGAUCGGUUUUUCAGCUUAUCCUCUCGAACGUUUGUCUUUCAUUGAAACGAAGUAUUGUUUGAUACUAUACAAAUUACGUCAUAACACGUAAGCAUGAAAACGUCAAAUUACUUAAUUUUCUUUUUAAGUUACAACGUAAUCUUAUGCACACAAUGCAAAUAAUAUUUUUUACAAUUGAUAUGUGUAGACUAAGUGUAAUUAAACAUUGUUUUGUAAAUAAUUAAUUAGACCAAUACAAUGUAUGCGAAACGUAAUAUUUUUGUAUUAAGAUUUAUUUUCAAUUUAUCUUUAUAUUUGUUGACAUUUUAAAGAUUAUAGUGGUAUAACAUGUAAAUAUUAAAUAAAUGAUCGAUAGAACAUAUCAGCCUGUGAUUUCGCUGUCAUAGUUUAGAUACCGUUUUCCUAUUUAAGGUAUAAUAUUGUAAUUAUUACUUUUUAUGUAUAAUUUGACAUAUCACGUCAUUUAAGGUGGCACACCGUAAUUAUAAUCGGCAAUUUCCGUACGACUCCGUAUGAAUAAAUCUGCGGAUGUCUAUAAAUUAUAUUCUGGUACUUAUAACAAGUGUAAAUGUUGAGUUCUGUUCAACCCGGGGCUAGAGGGCGUGGACGGUAGCUUGCAUUUCCAGGCUCAAUCAAACAGAAUCUACAUCAUUUUUCGUUUAUUUCGUGUUGGGCGACCUGUAGCUUUUCACUAAUUCCAUUUAAGAUAUUACGGCAUUCUUUGGUCGUACAUACUGGCACAUAUCGUAUAUACUGGCACAUGUCGUAUAUACUGGCACAUGUCGUAUAUACUGGCACAUGUCGUACAUACUGGUACAUGUCGUACAUACUGGCACAUGUCGUAUAUACUGGCACAUGUCGUAUAUACUGGCACAUGUCGUACAUACUGGCACAUGUCGUAUAUACUGGUACAUGGCGUACAUACGGACACAUGUCUAACAUUCGGGCACAUGUCGUUCAUACGGGCACAUGUCUUACAUACUGGCAC
Molecule: messenger RNA, 2108 nt
Organism: Mercenaria mercenaria
Lineage: Eukaryota; Metazoa; Mollusca; Bivalvia; Venerida; Veneridae
Exons: 5
Coding region: 45-860 (271 amino acids)
Source: RefSeq, a predicted model, not a curated record